AUGCCAGUUGUAGCCGACUUUGCCUCUGAAGUCAGUCCUGUCCGUCAUCGCUCUCGAAAGUCUAACCCCAAUCGCUCCAUUCAACGCAUUUCUACUGGUGCACAGCCAGCUCUGUCAAGCAAUAAUAUAGGCAUGGGUGCAUUCCAGACAAACAACAGUAUAUCCACUCAUAUUGGUAUAGAAACUCAUUGGGGAGCGCCGUCGCAUGGUGGCCUUCCUAUAUCCCCACCCCCGUCGUCAAGUUCAUCUGCAUCGUCGUCUGCAUCCCAACCCUCGUCUUUAGCAUACAAAUUCAUGCCAUCAAACCGUGUUUCUCCACAAGGAGUCAUCAAACUGGAUGUAUAUGCUGCAUUUUUAGACAAUCCAGCUGCGCUGUUGUACGAUCGUUCUAACCAUGCUCUCGAGGCCAAUACUCGAUCCAUUCCAGAUACAAACCAUUGCGUUUUGGAUACGAUCGGAGCUGGAAUGAAAACUACCAGCACAGCCACUAGCCAUAGUGUUCGUAGUAUCAAAUGCAUUGCUACUGAUAAUCGUCGUAGUAAAGUGGCCAAGCUACUAAGACGAGGUGGACCGACUGCAAUUCAUACAUCUAGACUUUCUUCUACUUUGAAAGCAAUUUCUCCAAAGACCCCUAUCGGUCAUACUGGUAUUGCAAAACAUGGCGGAACGCUUUCAUGCAUUCCCAUGCGUCAGAGUGCCAGUGCUGGCUACACCUGUGCAUCUCCAGCUAGCUUACCAUGCACGGGUGAACCGCACACUUGGCAGCGAUUCAAACUUCAGCGGUUGUUGUCCCAGCCAACUAAUAAUGAACAAUCUAGUACUCGUAUUGCCGAUACUGUAUACCCCACUUCUGAUGCUAAACCUCUCCAUAUUCAAAACGCACAUGAUAUAUCUAUUCAAUCCACUAUUACAAGCUCCAACCCACAAACAGGGUCGCUUGCAGUAGCAACACGGGUUGCUCGCGUGUCACUGCCCAUUAUAACAAUGCCAUUGGCCAAGCGACGUGAUUCCAACCCUAGCAGUCAGGAUCAACCUUGGUUUUACACCAACCCUACAUUAGCCACCAUGUCAGAUGGUAAUCUCACACCAACAACUUUAAAUGGCAGUCAAUCUGAUUUUGGUACGGAGCAUGGUGGUGUGUAUCGAUCCACUAAGCAAUCACGAAAGGGUGGACGUCGAUGUGUAAUCAACAAGGAUCCUAUCCAAUGGAGUAAGAGUGCACCGUUGGAUAUUUCACCAACGGCUGUUGGAUAUAAUCUUCUUAAACCAGAAGAAAUUACUACGUGCUCUGUACUGCGAUUGCAGCCAGACACCUACUUGCGAAUCAAGGACAUUAUGCUGACUGCACGAGUCAAUCAAGGUGUGUUCAAGAAGCGUGAAGCUCAAAGGUGGUGCCGUAUUGAUGUAAACAAAACCGCACGUAUCUAUGACUGGUUUGUCAGAUUAGGAUGGUUGGAUGCACCUGAUUCAUAAGACAUGCUAUGUUAACAGGGGGAACUUUGUAUAUUUUCUUGGGUUCCCAAUUCAUUUCUUUCAAGUUCUACUUUUAUUUUCUAUUUGCAGUUUUUUCAAUAUCUAUCAACUGGGAGUUUUAAUGCUUGAUCAUUCCAACUAGAAUUAUGACGUCUCGUUUUAAAACUCAAUAAAUUCGAUCAUGUUUCCAUAA
Batrachochytrium dendrobatidis JAM81 is the source of this 1666-nucleotide messenger RNA. RefSeq lists its product as uncharacterized. Gene Ontology annotation, biological process: chromatin remodeling; regulation of transcription by RNA polymerase II. Lineage: Eukaryota; Fungi; Chytridiomycota; Chytridiomycetes; Rhizophydiales. The transcript has a single exon. The record is from RefSeq and is a predicted model, not a curated record. The coding region runs from base 1 to 1473 and encodes 490 amino acids. Gene Ontology annotation, molecular function: chromatin binding; transcription coactivator activity; protein binding. Gene Ontology annotation, cellular component: SAGA-type complex; nucleus.